Molecule: messenger RNA, 1218 nt
Organism: Capronia epimyces CBS 606.96
Lineage: Eukaryota; Fungi; Ascomycota; Eurotiomycetes; Chaetothyriales; Herpotrichiellaceae
Exons: 5
Coding region: 1-1218 (405 amino acids)
Cellular component (GO): cytoplasm; membrane
Source: RefSeq, a predicted model, not a curated record
AUGGACGGUGACCCGGCUGUCGAGCCAGAGGUCGAUGCCUUUAGUCUUAUUCUGCCACUCCCUUACAGGGUCGCGAUUAUAAUUGUCUUCGGAAUCUGGGGUUGGGGCUUAAACUUGCAUUAUCUGCACCUUAUUAAGAUUGAUGUCCCAGCGCUCAUUCGAUACCCUGCUCGUCAAUCGCAUCACCAUGUUCUUCACCACCACUCGACGUACCGACUUGCUACGAUCCUUACGGUCCCUUUGGUCGGCUCUCUUCUUUUGUUCUGGACUGUUACUCAACGUUCCAAACAAGCCGCUCUCUCCUGGCAAAUUCUUCCGCAGUCUUACCUCCUGUUCCUCACGUUAUGCUUUAUCCUACCAUUUAAGCGCAUGUCGCGCUCGGGUCGCCUACACUUUCUCCGUACAUUGAAAAGAGUCAGUCUGGGCGGGUUGGCAGAAGUUCAAGAUGGGAAAUUCGGCGACAUUCUGCUGGCCGAUGUCCUGACGAGUUAUGCAAAAGUGCUGGGAGACCUGUUUGUGUCCACGUGUAUGCUGUUCUCCAGGAACACAGCCAGCACAGCCAAGCCGGAUCGUGGGUGUGGCGGUGCAUAUCUGGUUCCGUUAAUCAUCAGCAUCCCCAGCAUGAUUCGGUUGAGACAAUGUCUGAUCGAGUAUUUUCGGGUUCGAAGGAACCGUAUGGCUUCGACGGGCUGGGGGGGACAACAUUUGGCAAACGCUCUCAAAUAUGCUAGCGCGUUUCCUGUCAUCAUACUGAGCGCUUCGCAACGUGGUUAUGACCCCAAAAAGUUUCACACCAGCGAAGCUGGAUUGUUUAGACUAUGGCUGCUUUUUGUCUUCAUCAAUUCCUUUUACUCCUUCUACUGGGACGUGGCUAAGGAUUGGGAUCUGUCUCUCUUUUCCUCCAGCAAAGAGAGGAACAAUCCUGAACAUCCAUAUGGCCUGAGGCGCCACCGGUAUUUUCAUGCCAAGGAGGUGUACUAUACGGCGAUAAUCAUCGAUCUAGCUUUACGGUGCACCUGGAGUUUCAAGCUUUCGCCGCAUUUGGAUCAUUUUAACGACCUGGAAGGAGGCAUCUUUUUGAUGGAGUUGCUGGAGGUUAUUCGCAGAUGGAUGUGGAUUUUCCUCCGGGUUGAGACUGAAUGGAUACGCAACAACCGCGGGCCUGCACCGGAUGACAUUCUGUUGGGAGAAUUUGCUGGCAAGAUAGAUGAUGACUGA